AUGGAUGCUGGGCCUCCUUGGGUUGCCAACCCCACCCCCGGGGGCACCCUCUCUGCCCCCAAUGCUACGACAUUCUGGCUGGGCAGGGAUGAGGAGCUGGCCAAGGUGGAGAUUGGAGUCCUGGCCACUGUCCUGGUGCUGGCCACAGGGGGCAACCUGGCUGUGCUGCUGACCCUAGGCCAGCAGGGCCGCAAGCGCUCCCGCAUGCACUUGUUCGUGCUGCACCUAGCCCUGACCGACCUGGGUGUGGCGAUCUUCCAGGUGCUGCCCCAGCUGCUCUGGGACAUCACCUACCGCUUCAAGGGUCCUGACCUCCUCUGCCGGGCUGUCAAGUACCUGCAGGGACUCAGCAUGUUCGCCUCCACCUACAUGCUGCUGGCCAUGACACUGGAUCGAUACCUGGCCGUCUGUCACCCCCUGCGCAGCCUCCAGCAGCCCGCCCAGUCCAGCUACCCGCUCAUUGCUGCUCCCUGGCUGCUGGCUGCUAUCCUCAGCAUCCCUCAAGUCUUCAUUUUUUCUUUGCGGGAGGUGAUUCAGGGCUCCGGGGUGCUGGACUGCUGGGCAGAUUUCCGCUUUCCCUGGGGGCCACGGGCCUACAUCACCUGGACCACCCUGGCCAUCUUUGUCCUGCCUGUGGCUAUGCUCACCGCCUGCUACAGCCUCAUCUGCCACGAGAUCUGUAAGAACCUGAAAGUGAAGACACAGGCCUGGAGGGUAAAAGGAGGAAGCUGGCAGACUUGGAAAACGCCCUCACCUUCUGCCCCAGCCGCAACCACGCAGGGGCUGCCAUCCCGGGUCAGCAGCAUCAGCACCAUCUCACGGGCCAAGAUCCGAACCGUGAAGAUGACCUUUGUCAUUGUUCUGGCCUACAUCGCUUGUUGGGUACCCUUCUUCAGUGUCCAGAUGUGGUCUGUGUGGGACGAGAACGCCCCUGAUGAAGAUUCCACCAAUGUGGCUUUCACCAUCUCCAUGCUUUUGGGCAACCUCAGCAGCUGCUGCAACCCCUGGAUCUACAUGGUCUUCAACAGCCACCUGCGUCAUCUUGCCUGCUGCGGGGGUCCCCGGCCCCGGAUGCGCAGGCAGCUCUCCAGCGGCAGCCUCUCGAGCCGCCGCACCACGCUGCUGACCCGCUCCAGCUGCCCGCCCACCCUCAGCCUCAGCCUCAGCAUGAGGCCUGGGCCAGAAGAGUCACUGAAAGACUUCGAGCAGGUGGAUGGGGAAGCCACUGCUGAGACCAGCAUCUUUUAA
Messenger RNA from Cynocephalus volans (Philippine flying lemur), 1248 nucleotides. RefSeq names its product arginine vasopressin receptor 1B (gene AVPR1B). Gene Ontology annotation, molecular function: peptide binding; vasopressin receptor activity. The transcript is spliced from 2 exons. Bases 1 to 1248 code for a protein of 415 amino acids. Gene Ontology annotation, cellular component: plasma membrane. NCBI's taxonomy places the organism in Eukaryota, Metazoa, Chordata, Mammalia, Dermoptera, Cynocephalidae. Gene Ontology annotation, biological process: positive regulation of vasoconstriction; G protein-coupled receptor signaling pathway; regulation of systemic arterial blood pressure by vasopressin. The record is from RefSeq and is a predicted model, not a curated record.